Molecule: messenger RNA, 2162 nt
Organism: Drosophila kikkawai
Lineage: Eukaryota; Metazoa; Arthropoda; Insecta; Diptera; Drosophilidae
Gene: spo
Product: spook
Molecular function (GO): iron ion binding; oxidoreductase activity, acting on paired donors, with incorporation or reduction of molecular oxygen; heme binding
Source: RefSeq, a predicted model, not a curated record
UUCUCUACUUUCAACAACUAAGCGAAAAUGUUCGCGACUGUAACUGUGGCUUAUACCGUUUUAGGCAUUUUAAUAAGUGUGGUCAUUACGUCUUACGUGCGCAUUUUUUACGGGGCCCAGCGGCGGGUUAAUCAGCCCCUUAAGAAUGCCCUUUCCACGGGACAGAAUCAGAAGAUGAAGAAAUAUAGUCAAGCGCCUGGACCACGUCCUUGGCCCAUCAUUGGCAACCUUCACCUGCUGGAUCGCUACAGGGACACUCCCUUUGCGGGCUUCACGGAGCUGGCCAAGCAGUUCGGCGACAUUUACUCGCUGACCUUUGGCCAUACCCGCUGCCUGGUGGUAAACAAUCUGGAGCUGAUCCGCGAGGUCUUGAACCAGAACGGCAAGGUGAUGAGUGGACGACCGGACUUUCUGCGUUAUCACAAACUGUUUGGGGGAGAGCGUAGCAACUCUCUGGCCCUCUGCGAUUGGUCGCAGCUCCAGCAGAAGCGAAGGAACCUCGCGCGACGCCACUGUUCUCCAAGGGAGUCCUCGUCCUUCUAUGUGAAAAUGUCCGAGAUCGGUUGUGCCGAGAUGGAGCACUGGAACCGAGAGCUCAGGGAACAGCUAGUGGCCGGAGAACCCAUGGAAAUAAAGUCACUGAUCCUCAAGGCAUGCGCCAAUAUGUUCAGCCAGUAUAUGUGCUCCCUGAGGUUCGAUUACCAGGACAAGGAGUUUGAGCAGAUUGUUCAGUACUUUGACGAGAUCUUCUGGGAGAUCAACCAGGGACACCCGCUGGAUUUUCUGCCCUGGUUGUCUCCCUUCUAUCAGCGGCACCUCAACAAGAUAACCAACUGGUCGACGACCAUCCGAAAGUUCAUCUUGGAUAGGAUUAUCAGCCACAGGGAGCUGAACGUGGAUGUGGAUGAGCCGGAUAGGGAUUUCACAGAUGCUCUGCUCAAGAGCAUCGUUGAGGACAAGGAGGUCUCCCGGAAUACCAUAAUCUUCAUGCUGGAGGACUUUGUUGGUGGCCAUUCGGCAGUGGGUAAUCUGGUGAUGCUAGUGCUGGCCUAUAUAGCCAGGGAUCAGGAUAUAGGCAAGAGAAUCCAGGAGGAAAUUGAUGGCUUGACAUCACCGGAGAAGCCACAAAUCAGCUUGAUGGAUAUGAACGAAAUGCCAUAUACAAUGGCCACUAUAUUCGAGGUGCUGAGGUACUCUUCUUCCCCAAUUGUUCCUCAUGUCACCACCGAGGAUGCAGUGAUCUCUGGCUAUGGGGUAACCAAGGGCACCCUUGUCUUUAUCAACAAUUAUGUGCUCAAUACUAGCGAGAAGAACUGGGUUAAUCCCCAAGAGUUUAAUCCUCAAAGAUUUUUGGAGAAAUCGCACAGGAGAAACUCUCAUAAGGGUUCGGGAUCGGAUUCGGGCUUUGAAAGCGACACGGAGAAGCUUCAGUUAAGGAAAAACAUUCCACACUUUCUGCCUUUUAGCAUUGGCAAGAGGACCUGCAUUGGCCAGAAUCUGGUAAGAGGAUUUGGUUUCCUUAUACUGGCCAACAUCCUGCAGAGAUAUGAUGUGAGCAGCCACGAUUCAUCUACGAUUCAGAUAAGUCCCGAGAGCUUGGCCCUGCCAGCCAAGUGCUUUCCUUUGGUUCUAAGGCCCAGGGAAAAGAUGGAUUCGAAAUGAAAUCAUAUAAAUUCUUUGAUAAUCCUGAGGAGAAACAAUUAGCCCUUUCAUUUGCUUUUAAUUAGAAUUAAGUCUCUUCCACCUCUUCUAAUAGGAAGUUACUUAAUAAACAAAAAAAAAUAUAUAUAGAUAUAUAUCAAAUUGAUAUUGAUUUGUACAAGGUUCAGCGAGAAAUUAUAACGAAAUAGUUGAACUAUUUGAAUGGGAAUAAAACUGAAAUUUACUUUUCAUUAACUCAAGGCAAAGACAUUUGUAUUUGUAAACACUAACACACGCACACACCUCACAUACAUACAUUUGUUUGUAAGAUUAGAUUUAAUUCGAAUAUAAUUUCAUUAGACUAAGCAAUGACUCAGAUAUACGUAUAAUUGUAAUGUUUACACCGUAUGUUAAUUCGUGUAUAAUUCUUAAGCGAACUAUUUACAUUUUUAUUUUCUUGCAGAAAUCAAAGUCGAACCAUAAUUAUGUUUAAAAAUAUAUAGAGCGUAUAAAACCUAAAA